AUGCGUCUCCCUUUAGCGCUCUCUCUCACGCCCGCUCCCACGACGUCCCCCCUCCUCUUCGCCGCCGCUCUCCGCCUCGUUCUGCUCGCCCGGCGCGCCGGCUCCGGCCUAGCGAGUGCGGGGAUGGUCCCAGCUGGCGGGUCUGAGCAACCGUUGUACUCGUACGGACGCUCGCGCUCUGACACUAACUGGUCCAUCAGUCCGACUCCAAGUCCGCACGUUCGCCUCACAACUGGCUUAGAGAGUCAACACAUGCAGAAUGGCAACAGCGGAGCCAGGAGUGCUCACUGGGUUGGAACACACGUAGCGGGGCCGUCGCUGCUGUACCGUGAUGCUGUGGAUCCCACAGAAGGAGUGCACUCGCGAGAUGGCUACGGGGUCGGAGCUUGGCAGGCAUAUCCGCCUUCCGGAACAUCUUCGUCGUCAGCCCUGGAAUCGUCGAAGACUCAGGAAUCAUACAGUGAAACUGAGAGCCAACAAGCCAUGCUCAGAGCGGACCCCGCACAUUCGCCGCUGGUGCAUCCGGAACGCGUAUCUCUGGCAGCCGACGCACAUGGCGUUUCCGGAACCCAGUUCCUCAAGCGACACGAUGCACCGCUGCCGCCCGACACUGGCUCACGAGAAAUGUGGCACGAUGCCCUGAUUAGCCAGUCCCAAUCGCACGAAUCGUCUUACGAGCGGGCAAAACCACAAAUGGACCGUCCGUUUACAUGGAAUCAACCCUCUUCGAGUCCCACUGAAUUCCGUGCCUUCCCAUCCGGUGGUGUGGUGACCCGGCCGGUCACAGCUGCAGGCCCGUCCCUCCUAGCGCCCACUGAUGCAAGAGGCUCGCCAAUCAAUCCGUUUUCGGUGGCACAGUUCAUGGUUAAUAAGCUGAUUCAGCAAGAUGAGCGUUUCGUACAGGACCUGCUAGCAAGGCAUGGACCAGAUCUGUCGGAUGUCUCUCCUGGAGAUGUCGUUCACGCGCUUGCAAGCUCAGAUACAACACUCAGCAGGCUGUCACACUUCACUCGCAAGCACUUCGGGCCGACGCUGGAGAUGCUCAAAGACGCGCACAAAACGCUCGUAGAGACCCACUGGUCCACUGGGGGGCUUCGUGACGAAGGAACCGAGUUGUCCGACCCCGAGACAGCUGCUGUGCAGCUUGUUCGGUUCAUCCGAAGUGAUCCGCUGCUGCACACACUUUCUGACAUUGUGGUGAACCGCGUCUUUCCCGAUGUCGAGGCAUUCGUAGAAGCGGACGCUGGCGACAAUCCAGCGGCACUACCGGCGUUUGCGACACAUUGA
This is a messenger RNA of Besnoitia besnoiti, 1287 nucleotides long. RefSeq lists its product as uncharacterized. The record is from RefSeq and is a predicted model, not a curated record. The transcript is spliced from 3 exons. Bases 1 to 1287 code for a protein of 428 amino acids. Lineage: Eukaryota; Apicomplexa; Conoidasida; Eucoccidiorida; Sarcocystidae.